This is a messenger RNA of Pelodiscus sinensis (Chinese soft-shelled turtle), 10388 nucleotides long. The record is from RefSeq and is a predicted model, not a curated record. Lineage: Eukaryota; Metazoa; Chordata; Testudines; Trionychidae.
CGCUGCACCGCCCGCCGCGGCGCGGGCACCAUGAGCGGCCCCGCGGGCUUAGCCUGGCUCUGCGCCUUGCCCUGGCUCCUGGGCGCCACAGCCCCAGCCACCCCCGCCACAGCGGCGGAUUUCGACCGGGUCUACGUGGGGACGGUGAACAUCAACCGCGAGGAGAUCUACUCCUUCCGCUACUCCAGCAAGCCGGGCCAGGCGGAUGCAGUGCGGGUGUAUGUGAAGAGCGACUCUGAGGACUUGCAGUAUCCCGUCCUGUUUGUAGUUCGCCAGCAGAAGGGGGUCCUGUCAUGGCAAGUGCCUCUGAUUUUUCGAGGCCUCUACCAGAGGACCUACAACUACCAGGAAGUGAGCCGCACGCUCUGCCCUUCGGAACCCACCCCUGAGACGGGACCAUCUGAGCAGAGCAUAUUUGUAGACGUGGCUUCUAUGGCACCGUUUGAUAUUGCGUAUGAGCUGCGUGUCACCCGGCUCAAGAGCUUCCAACUCACGACAGACAAAGCCUUUAACUUCACUGCCAGCCCUUCUCAGCCUCAGUACUUUCUGUACAAGUUCCCUCCAGAGGUGGAUUCUGUCAUCAUCAAGGUGGUAUCUGAAACCGUCUAUCCUUGCUCCGUUGUCUCUGUCCAGGAUAUUGUGUGCCCUGUGUAUGAUCUGGACCACAACGUGGAGUUCAAUGGUGUUUACCAGUCCAUGACCAAGCAAGCUGCCAUCACUGUACAGAAGAAGGACUUCCUAGGCGAGCAGUUCUUUGUUGUAUUUGUCAUAAAGCCAGAGGAUUAUGCCUGUGGAGGCUCUGUGCCUGCUUCUAUCACAGGAAAGGGCAACCACACCUGGAACCUACAACGAACAAAGAGCCUACAAGUGACCAUUGUACCUUCCAUUAAAGAGUCUGACUACGUGAAAGCCAUGCUCUUCAGUCUCCUGAGCUUCCUCUCCUUCUACCUGGUCUCGCUGAUCGUCGCCUUUGUGCACUACGUCAGGAUUCAGAGGAAGGCAUCCACUGAGAGAUACAGUCCAGAUGAUGGAUCUGGGACGGUGGCUUCCUCGCAUCCCAUCACAACUGGCACUCCUGAGGGAAGCAGCUAUGGAGCUAUCGACGAGUCCAGCUCCAGUGGCGGCCGGCAGUUGUCAUCCCCCGAGCGUGGGCCCCCCCACGGUUCUGACACGGACAGCUCGGUGGAGGAGGAGAGCGAUUUUGACACCAUGCCUGAAAUUGAAAGUGACAAGAAUGUCAUUCGCACUAAGAUGUUCCUCUACCUGUCAGACUUGUCCAGGAAGGAUCGGAGAAUUGUCAGCAAGAAGUACAAAAUCUAUUUCUGGAACAUCAUCACAAUCGCUGUGUUCUACGCGCUGCCUGUGAUCCAGCUAGUCAUCACCUACCAAACGGUGGUGAAUGUAACUGGGAACCAGGAUAUCUGCUACUACAACUUCCUCUGUGCCCAUCCUCUGGGGGUCCUGAGCGCUUUCAACAAUGUCCUGAGCAACGUGGGCCACGUACUGCUGGGCUUCCUCUUUGUCCUCAUCGUGCUGCGCAGAGACAUUCUCCACCGCCACUGGCUGGAAGCCACUGACACCUGCACCCUGGAGUAUGGAAUCCCCAAACACUUUGGUCUUUUCUAUGCCAUGGGCAUUGCUUUGAUGACGGAAGGGGUUCUCAGUGCUUGCUACCACGUCUGCCCCAACUACUCUAAUUUCCAGUUCGACACCUCCUUCAUGUACAUGAUUGCAGGGCUCUGCAUGCUCAAGCUGUACCAGACCCGCCACCCUGACAUCAACGCCAGUGCCUACUCUGCGUAUGCUUCCUUCGCCGUGGUCAUCUGCCUGGCUGUCCUUGGCGUGGUGUUCGGCAAGAACGAUGUGUGGUUUUGGGUUAUCUUCUCCUUCAUCCACGUCGUGGCCUCACUGGCUCUCAGCACUCAGAUUUACUACAUGGGCCGCUUCAAAAUGGAUGUCCCUGACGCAGACUUUGGGAUUUUCCGCCGGGUGGCGAUGGUGCUGUACACAGACUGUAUCCAGCAGUGCAGCCGGCCGAUGUACAUGGACAGAAUGGUGCUGCUUAUUGCUGGAAACCUGGUCAACUGGUCCUUUGCUGUCUUUGGACUGGUGUAUCGGCCACGAGACUUUGCCUCCUACAUGCUGGGGAUCUUUAUCUGUAACCUGCUGCUGUAUCUGGCCUUUUACAUCAUCAUGAAGCUGCGCAGCUCAGAGAAACUCCUGCCCAUUCCAUUGUUCUGCAUUGUGGCCACGGCUGUGGUUUGGGCUGCAGCUCUUUACUUCUUCUUCCAAAACCUCAGCAGCUGGGAGGAGACCCCGGCGGAAUCCCGAGAGAAGAAUCGCCCGUGUAUCCUGCUGAGCUUCUUCGAUGACCAUGAUGUCUGGCACUUCCUCUCAGCGGCGGCCCUCUUCUUCUCCUUCUUGGUUCUGUUAACGCUGGAUGAUGACCUGGAUUCCGUGCGCAGAGACAAGAUCCCUGUAUUCUGAAUGCCGGGAGGUGGUGGUGGGGGCCUGGCAUUCUUGAUUCUCCUCUGUGGAGGGAAUGGAGCCGGCAGCCAGCACUGUCUGGGGGGAAGAACCUGCCUUUGCACAAACAGCCCCCCAGGUUCAGAGGGAGGAGCAGCUGGAUCCCACACCAGCAAAUAGGAGGUGGCUGUAAUAAAUGAAAGCAAGACCUGAAGGGUAGACAACCCUGCCUGUUCCUGCUCCUGCCAAUCGUUGGAUCAGCGUAGCCAGCCAGCAUCCUGCGUCCUCUCCCCGCUGGCUGCAGGAAGUCAAGCAGCAGUGAGAAAGCUGUGGCUAUGGUGUGUGUUCCUCCAGGGGUGACUCAAACGGUGUUUACAUUUUCCUACAACCUCUGCUGCCACCCACCAGUCUGAAGCUGCCCCAGGGAGCAGUGUCUCUCUGCAUGGCAACAACCCCAGCAGUGCAGUGGGGACAUGAGACUGAGGUGGGGAAGAGCAGCUGAACCUAGCUCUUGAGUCCUUCGCCUACCUUGGAGUUGUAUUGCACCUUCUCUUCCAUCGCUAUGGUCAGCAGGGGCAAUGCAGGUUCCCCUCAUGUUUACAAGUGUUCCCUUGUGCCCAUUGGCCUCUACUAUCAACUGGGCUGCUCUGCACCUCUGACCACAUCCAUGGGCCCCUGCAGCCUGUGCGGGGAAGGUGUUAGCUCUGCCUGGUGCAGGUAGCAAACAAAGGACAGGCACACACCUGUAGCCCUAGUGUUUGGGCUUGAGCUGCUUCAACCUGCAGCUGGAAGAACCUUAGGCCAGUGAAAAGCAUCAGGCCCACCAAACUGAAAAGCAACAGCUGUGGGCGAUGGGGCACAGCAGCGGGGGCCUUCUACUACCUUCAUUGUGGUGGCCCUAAAUGUAGAUGAGUUUGCUCCUUCCUUGGACUGUGCUUUGGGAGGGGCAGGGGAGAGUUCAGGAGUGGCUCUCAGCUGGAGCUCAGCUUAUUGUUGGCUCCCCUCUUGCAUCUGAAAUGACAUCCCCUGUCCUGAGUACCAGUAGCAGUUUUGCACUUGACUUCAGUGAACGCAGGGUCAGGCCCAGAGUGAAGGAACUUGGGAACUGGGGUCUUUCAGAGAUGCUGAAUUUACAAGCUACCAUUUGCACUGGAGGGGAAGUUAGCAAAGCAGGCUCCUAGUGGGAAGGCGGGGGGAAUUCUCAUCCGAACUAUCUCCCCUCAGUCCUGCUGUAGCCAUACCACACUGUUGAAUUUUUGUAAAUAGCUUCUGCUUUUUUACUGUUGCCAUAAUUGCUACAUCAGUUAAAAACACAAACAUGGUGUGAAAUGUUGCAGGUGCUGUUGCUAACUUUUAAUUUAAAAAAAUAGUAUUAAUUAAAGGCCUCCUGUAACUUUUUAAAAAAAGUUACACUGGAGUAUGGUUGAAUUGUCAAAAGGGGGGGCGGGGAGGUAGGUGUAUGUAAUUCUGUGGCAGCUUUUGCAUAGAGGCCAUGAUCUGCCAGCAUUUACUUCUGUGGUGAAGCUGUGCGUGGAGAAGUGUCAGCCCUAGAAGAAGUCACAGGGCCUAGUUGAGAUGUACAACCCUACAAAUAGAGUUUUUCUAAUUCCCAGUCCCUCUGCCUUCACAGGGGCUAGUUCUUACCUUCUGCAUUAUUCUUGCUAAGAAAAGUGAUCCAGACCCCGUGCUGCCCUUACUGAGGCCUGUACAAACAAGCUGCUGGCAGUGGGCAUAAUUAAGAGCAAAAACGGGCCCUGUUAAUGGAACUUUAUAAACAAAGCUGGGGCUGCUGGCUGAGCUGGGAGUGAUUGUUUCAUUUUCACUUAGCCAUGUUUUCCUUGUAGGGCCACUGGAAUAAAGAACCAUCCUGGGGCAGCUAAUCUGCUGAAUGAGAUAAGGGCCUUUUUAGCUUAUCACUUCCCAAGUAGACUGACAUUUGGCCGUAGAUGCUUUCUAAGUGCCAAAUGACUCUGUCUGGAUAUGAGUGGUGGCAAAAUCUAAUGAAACAGCUUUAGGCGUUCCUUACAAAAAUGCUGACUACCUGCCGUGUCCAUGGCUUUCAGCUGGAGUUGUGGGUGCUCUUGCGUUAGGUUCCUCCCAAAUCAGUGACCUCUUUUGAAAAGAUUGGCCGAAAGGUUUGUACAAAGUGGGACUUGUUGGACUGUGAAUAAUCCUCAUCUGUUCCAAAACUUCCACCCGGCUCUCACCAUGUGUUCUUUGCUAAGAAUAAAUGACACAGUCCAGGGUCUGCUAUGCCCUGCAACAAAGCUGCAGAGGAGGAGAAGGAGAUGAAGAUGAAUGAGGGCAAAACAGGUUCAGGAAGGUUCCCUAAUGAGAAUUUUUUUUUGGGGGGGGGACACUAAGACUCCCCCAUUAACUGCAGUAAGGGUGAGCUCAUGAAAACAGCAUUGGCUAUAGGUCAGGCUAUGUCCCAGUGGUGCUACCUCAAGAAGUAUCUGAACAUCCCUCUACUUUGACUUAAUAAAACACCCGCAGAAGGUACCUCACCCUGUUUGUCCCACUAAUACGUUGGGUCCAAGGUGGUAGCAGCCAACGCCUCAGGCAGAGGGGAAUGCUCUGGAUGAGCACUGGGACAAGUGGUGGGACUGCUGUCAAGCAGAAUAGGUGAAGAGAUGCCUUCUCAUAGUCUAGCUCAGUGUUUCUUAAAUUUAAGAGCAAGGCAUACCAAACAAUUAUUUUUUAUGAGGUACACCAAGGACUGUUAGUUGAGGAAAAAGUUACCUGCCCCUUUAAGGGUGGCCAUUCUGAAUUCUGUUGUUCUCUGUGGAACACAGUUUAUGAAACACUGUCCUAUACCUUCCAGGGCUCGCUGUACCCUCCAGGCGAACAGCGCAAGGGGAGACUGAUGGCCACAAUCAGCUUCCCUUCAAGGUUCACAUACAGGGUGUGUGGUAGGGAGCUUUCACUGCCCUGAUAAAGAACCAGCCUUUAGUGGCAUCUGUGGACAAAGGAGGUGCUAGAGUCACAAAGGGAUUUAGGUGCCUACCUGCUAAGAUUUACAUGUGUAGCACACCUGCUCAGUACUGCCUAAACCUGGAGAUGCCACUUCUGAGCAAAGCUGCCGAAGUCCUGAUGAGGCUAAACUGCUGAGACAGACACACCUAAGCCUCAGAGGGCGUCACAUGCUAGGUCAAAACUGGUAGGCGUGCUCAGCGCAUAUUCACUUUGUAGUCCAGUGGAGAGGUAGGACACACUCCUUGGAGAUGCAGCCCCCAACUUGGUCCCCCAACUCCUGGGUGAGUGCUCCCCAGCCCGGGCUCAGGGUAGCACAGCACCCCCACCAACUAGGCUUUGUGUGGGGUUUUUUUGGGUGGGGGCGUUCCUUCCCCCUCCCCCCCCAAGAAGGGGCUGACGGUUUAGGCACCUAACUCCAGGACAGGAUUCACAACUGAGCAACCAGCACCUAUGCUGGCCCCUGCAUUGUAGGAGGAACUUGUACACCUAACUUCAAGAUGUGACAGCAACUGGCUAGCAGGGUGCUGAACUGUUAGGUGUUGUAAAUACUCAAGCCAAGUCUUCCUUGUCGUUCCCAUCCUGGAUACUCUACCCACUAGGUUUUCCCACCUUUUAUCAUCUGCCCCUCUUUAAAAAAAACCCAUAUCCAGUGUUAUUUUUCUCAGUUGGAUUUAUGCUUAGACUUAACAAACAGAAAAGUUGAGAGAAGCUACCACCUAGUGGUUGGAGGGGAAACUUUAUAAACUGAAAAGAACAGGGACACAGAAAGAAAGAAGGGGAAAUAACCUGGAAUUUGUGCAUAAGUGAAACAGUAAGAUGGGAACAGGCUCUGCCGUUAGGAUUGCUCGGGUAGACUGAUGCUGCCACCUGAGCAGUGCAGUAAUGUUUUAUAGGAUAAAGGCUGGCCUUAGUUAUGGUCUGAAAUGGAACUUCACACUAUCCCUAAGUAAGUGGAAAAAGCAAUAAAUUAUCUAAGAGGACCCAGAUGCAACCCUAUGCACAACUACUAAUGGAACAGGGGAUUAUACAGAAGAACCACAGCUACCUGAAGUCAGUUACUACCAAGGGAGAAGAGUUUAUGAGGCCAUGUACCUUACAAAGGGACAAGAUAAUUAAAGCAAGCUUAAUUAUCCAGGCUGAAUAUUAAGGAAAACUUUCCUAAGUGUGAGAUGUACAAAGGGGAGGAAGGGAGUAGUCUCAAGGGAAGAGGGCAGCCUCCUAUUGCUUGGGAUAUUUAAACUAGACUAAGAAAGUGCUAGCAUACAUAUUAUAGGAAACAAUCCUGCCCUGCCCCUAAGGGUGGGAAAUAAAGAGGAGACCCUAUUGAUCUUUUCUAUCUAGAUCUGUAUGAUUCAAUGAGGAUUUCAUGAGUAAAAUUCUACAACCAGCCAAUCAGAACGGAAAGCUCUGCUGCCAACAUUCCAAUCCAGCUUAGCUAAAUAUAGGAACAAAAUGUCAGUCAAAUAUACAUUGUUAUCCAGUCGAGGUCAUUUGUGUGCAAGGUGCGUAUAGCAAGCAGAUUCUCUCAGUAAGUUCAGCAGCUGUGUUUGUAGCAGCAGCAAGCAAAAGCUGCUCCAUCUCAUCACACACAAUUGCUCGAGGGCCAUGACACCUCAGUCACAAUGCAAUGGCUACUGCUGCCACUAAAUACCAAACAGAAGUGGAAGGGCAGAGGAGAAAGCAGCAGAAUGAGGCACUGCCUUUCUCACUGGAGAAUAGCUGAGAAAAAUACAAGAGCUCGCUACAAAUGAGUGUGUCUAAAAACUUCCUGGAAUUUCCUGAGCUUCAAAUGUUUAAAUACUUUAAAAAACCCCAACUAAUUUACAACUUUGUUUUUUUCCUAGAACUUGAUAUACUCUUAAGCAUCAUCCAAAAACUCAAAGUAAACAGCAAUUUAUAAUUUUUUUAAUAAAAUACUAUAAUGUUCAUUUCUAUACAAAUAAUUAUUACAACCAUUAAACAAAAUGUUACAUUUAACAAUAAAAAUCUCAGAACUUUGAACAAGAUAAUGGUUUGGGAUAUUUACACCUGAAUGCAACACAUUUGUAAAAAGAUGUCAAAAUAAACAGAACAAGAUCUUAUUUACAAUUGCAAGAUGUUCCUGAUCAUAUUUAUUAUAUAUUUCUGCUCUGGAUUUUUUUUCCCUUAAAAAAUAGUAGUGGGAGUUUCUACUGGGAUAUAACCAGGUACUUUAGAGCUGUACAAUCUGCUACACAGCAGAAAACUCUGAACUAAGUAUAAAUAAAAAUAUUACAUUGUGGAAAGUAAGAAUAUAUUUUAUUACUUUCUUGUGGUGAAAUCCAUAUUGGUGUUCCUGCGUGAGAGUGGGAAAAUGGGUACUCUACAUUAAUCAUCCCCAGGUAUGUGAGCAAUGCAAGAGGAUUGCAUGACAUAGUUGGAGUUUAUAGUAAGACUGGGAAAAUGGGAGCAUAUAGUGAGAGAUGGAGAAAUAACUAAACUUCUUUUAUGUGGAGUAGUUGUGUGUACACACAAACACGGAGCCACUAAAGAAGGCCACCCAUUUACAGAUACAAUGCACUGCAAAUGAUAACUGUUCUAUUAUAUUUACUCUGCCCAUGGCAAAUGUGAUUAUCAGCAAAUAAACAAUAUACUUUACAAGUUGCACACAAAGUAACUGUCAUUACCAUGAACAGAAGAGGGUUGUGUGACACCGUGGCCUUGUCUGCCCCAGGAAAUGUUUUCUAACAUUUCCAGCCAUUGCUACAACAGGUUCAGCUGUUAUUGGUGUUAGAAACUGCAGGAGUGCUAGUGCAGAGAUGGUGUUGGCAGCUGCCAGCCUUGUGUGCGAUGCAGGCCUGCUCUGACCAGCAUUAGACAACCUGAGGCUUAAAAAUCUAGUGCUCCCGUCCAUGUUACCAUGACAACGGGACUAGGGGUAGAAAGAGUGGGAAAUAUUACCAAAAAAUCAUAGUGUAGACAAUGAAUAAGGCCUUUGUACCAUUGAACAUUAAAACAAACAUUGGAGCAAUCUGGUAGAAAUUGAUCUUUGUAUACUUUUUUCUCCUCAUGCUCCCAAGUAAAAGGGAGAUCGAUUUAGUACAAGCCAGAUCUCCAAAAGGAUGAAGAGGGCGAAGGGAUAAAGGAGAAUCACAACUCUCAGUAUUUGGCUAAAUAUAGCUAUACAGAAGAAAACUACAGAAAAAUAGUCCACUAGUGAUACAGCCUCCGGACCUGGGUCUAAAAUGCCUCGGAAUAAAAUUAAAAGACAACAGUAGGUCAAAAUGACAACUUGAGUUCUUUUCUCUGGGUAGUCACUGGGACACUGCCAGAACACCGGCUUUCUGAAUAGCACUAUGGUCACCUGUCAUGGCAGCAGCAGAUCACAGCUUUAAAGUGCAGUAGGAAAUCUGUGCAAAAUUCAGGAGAUACUGCACACAGAGCAUACCAGAGCAUUUUGCAGAGCUGUGUUCUUGCAUCUACACAGCAGUUUAGUGAUCAGUGCAGAGGAAUAGGAAUCAAAAGAGUUGUGUUCUGAGUCUGUUAUUGACUCAGUCUGUGAUUUGGGGAAAAAUCACUUUUGUGCAUGAGGUUUCCCUGGUUACUAAAAAUAGGGAUAAAUACUUGCACAUUUUUGUGAGACACUUGGAGACCAACUCUUUCGAUGACAAUACUAAAGUAGUAUUAACUGUGUUGUGAGCUCCAUAUUGAACCUACCCCGAUUCCUCACAAUCCCUCACGGGAUGCAUGUGAAAAGGCUCAAAACAAGGCUCACUCAUGUGGGAGAAAAAUAAUUGAGUUUCAGGGAUUAUUCUAAACUAUAUGUUGGGGAAAAAAUAAUUUUUAAAUUGCUUCUAAAAAUACUCUGUCUUUUUAAUUGUCAAUAGGAGAAACAGAUGCCAAGUGGCUGUUGGUGCCACAGAUAUUUGAUGAGGAGAACAUUUGCCUGUAGAAAUUCCUAUUUAUAUGUUAACUGAACAUGCUGAACUCAUGUUGCUAUUUAAAAAGGUGCUCUCAGUUUGCAUAAUAGCUCUGAAAUUCUGGUCUUUGAUGUACACUGAAGAUAUGUAAUAAUCCUAAAAAUAGAGUUACCAAGUCAGUAGAAACCACAGAAGCCCCCUUUCCAAAUAAACUCGUCCAGAAAAUAUGUUUAAGGUUUGCUUUACAUCAAAGUCUUCCCAUUAAUCGGAACCCAAAACAUGUCCAUGUAAGUGCCAGAGGGAAAAAACCACUUAUUGCCACUGAAAGUACUUCAUAUGUUAAGUCCUUCCUCUUGCCUAUCCAAAAAUGAACAAACACCUUCUCCCAGCUUGCAGGCUAGCUGAUGCUGUCUCCCUAAAGCAAAGACAUUUUAUAGAAAGCAUUUGCAGGAACAUCACUCCUAGCAGCAGGGCUAGUCCCUUCUCACACUUAUACAGUCACAGUUUGGCCCCUCUACUGCUGCAUGAUAUUUAGUUCAGUAGCAAGGUGGGAGAGAGGUGACUGCACUUCUUCACACCAUCAACUUUAAUAAAAAAAAAACUCCUCUUACAACUGUGAAGCCUGUGACAAACCAUUGGCCCUGGGUGUGAACGAUAGAAUAAUUAGGUGCCUUUGGGAGCCUGUGCUCUAAGGCUGCUGCAGAGGAUACAUAUUUACCUUAAGGAAACAUACAGAGAAAACUUAGAGCAGAGAAAACACAGGAAAGCUAUUGCAAAAUAAGCUAGGUUGUGAAUUUGAAGCACAGCCGCUACUCCACAGUAGCUCUGUGAAGACAAUCUUAUUCUGCACUGAAUGCCUUUUAAGCUUAACUGCACAGAGGCACUUCUCAGUGCAGAAGAGACUAUACGCAGGGAGCAGAUGCAGAAUAAGUAUAACCACUCCUGGCAACGUUGCUGUGUAGACAAUGCCCUAGGGGUAUGUCUACACUAGCCCCCUAGUCUGAUCUAGGGAGGCUAAUGAGGGCGACCGAAAUUGCAAAUGAAGCGUGGGAUAUUUAAAUAUCCCGC